CUAAAAAUCAAAUUUCUCUCAAGUCAGACUCAAGUCUUUUUGUCCAUUUAAACUGUCAUUCAGCCCAGCUGCUCCAGACUUUAUCGCUUGUGCAGGUCAGAAGCAUUUGGAGGCCCAUCUAGGUCCAGUCCCAGAUACAUGAUGAGCCUAUCUGGAUCCAGUCUUUGGUUUGGUACACGAAGGUCUAGUCUCUGAGAGACCAAAAAGUGUAUGCCCAUCUAGGUCCAGUCCUAGAUACAUGAUGAAGGUCUAGUCUCCAAGAGCCUAUCCGGAUCCAGUCUUUGGUUUGGUACAUGCAGGUCUAGUCUCCAAGAGUCCAAACAGAUACAGCCCAUCUAGGUCCAGUCCUUGAUACAUGAAAGCUAAGUCCUUGAGAGCCCAACCAGGUCUAACUCUAAGCCCAGCAGUUCAGCAUGGCUCGAUCUCCAACAACUACUAGCAUCAGCAGUGGGAAUGUCACUGUUGUUGGCAAACAAGGGGACUAUAGCCCAGCAGCGAUAGUGGGGGGUCUGCGCGCCCCCUCUCCUGCGCCGAGCGAGGCAAGCACCAGCUCCAGCAACCAGUCUCUGGACCUGAUGCGCUGCAAGAAGUGCAGCGUGGACAACUGCCAGGAGAUGCUGGUGGUGUCGGGGAAGCGGCGCAAGGGUCCGUGGAUGUGCAGCUACCACCGUAAUAAGACGUACAAGGCCAAGAAGAAACAGAAGGACCAGAUGACGACUAACAUUCAAAUGUUCAAGAAAAAGGAAGAAGAGAAUGUACCCAAGCCUUCAAGUCUGCAGUCUAUCCCUGGUGGAGAGAAGUCUGCACCUGAUGAUGGACUACCUAGACUAGACCAGGUCCUCAAUGAGAAGAAACUGGCUCUAUUGAGAUCACCAGCCAUCAUCAAGUUCCUUCAGGAAAGCCAGCAGCAGCUGUCCCACACGCACCAUCAGCAGAGCUCAAGGACAUCAUUCACACCAGGACAUACCUCGGCAUCUUCAAGAGACGAACACUUCCUGCAUGCAUCUCCUCCAAAGUUCGCGAAGGGAGGACAAAUGUGAACUCACAUGUAACAUGACUUUGAACUCCUUGACAUGUUUCAGCAAACAUCAUUCACACCAGGGCAUACCUCGGCAUCUUCAAGAACUCAUGCAACUCCUAGACAUGUUUCAACACUGCCCAGAAUGAAACACUUCCGCAUGUAUCUCCUCCGAAGAGACCAAACCGGCCAAGGAAGAAGAAAUGUGGUCGGAGAAACUCCAGAACAUGUGACAGCACAGCAGUGUUGAUACAAUACUUCUUUCAAGCUGAAUGUCUUUCCAAGUUGGCAAAGGAGGAAAAAUGUGGACAUGUUUCAGUAUUGUUUCAGUUACCUCCAGAAGUUAGCAAAGAGAUGAAUGUCAUCAAAUAUGGUUCGGUCACUCCUAGACAUACUGCAGCAACACCAAGAUAUAAACAGUUCCUUAUUACACCUUUUAACAAGCUGGAGAAGGAAGGGCAAACACGUGGACACGUUCUCCGAGAUGAACGCUUCCUAGACGUGUCUUCUCCUUAUCUUGCAAAGGGGAAGACGAUGUGAUCCUAAUUGUGUGGUGGUGGUUAUUUUACCCGACUGCUAAGAAGCAUAAAUGCUUGUUAAUAAGCAACCAGACGGCCGGCGGCUUUAGGUCCUUUUCUACGGGCCUGUGUAAAACCCAUGGCGUGUAAAUGAGCCAUUACUUCAUUAUCUAAUGCCCAGUUUAUAUUUUGACUGUGCAAUUUUUGUAAAUGGAUGUAAAUACAUUGAUAUGUUAAUAAAUUAUUGAACAACUGAAA
Strongylocentrotus purpuratus (purple sea urchin) is the source of this 1794-nucleotide messenger RNA. RefSeq names its product regulatory factor X-associated protein. The coding region runs from base 414 to 1040 and encodes 208 amino acids. Gene Ontology annotation, cellular component: nucleus. Lineage: Eukaryota; Metazoa; Echinodermata; Echinoidea; Camarodonta; Strongylocentrotidae. Gene Ontology annotation, biological process: regulation of transcription by RNA polymerase II. The transcript is spliced from 5 exons. The record is from RefSeq and is a predicted model, not a curated record.